Molecule: messenger RNA, 1921 nt
Organism: Coregonus sp. 'balchen'
Lineage: Eukaryota; Metazoa; Chordata; Actinopteri; Salmoniformes; Salmonidae
Source: the annotation of a GenBank genome assembly
AUGAGCUCAUAUUUUGUUAACCCUCUUUUCUCCAAAUACAAAGGCUGUGAAUCGCUGGAGCCAACUUACUACGACUGCAGGUUCCCACAAAGCGUUGCCCGUAGCCACACGCUGGUCUACGGACCCGGGGCAGCUGCAUCGGGCUUUCAACAGCCGUCCCAUCAUGUCCAGGAUUUUUUCCACCCUGGGACCACGGGGAUCUCCAACCCUGCAUACCAACAGAACCCCUGCGCGCUGGCUUGCCAUGGAGACGCAACGAAAUUUUAUGGAUAUGAAGCUCUUCCGAGACAACCGCUUUAUGGUACCCAGCAAGAGGCAAGCCUCGCGCAAUACCCAGACUGUAAAUCGUCUAACGGCUCUAACCCCGGAGAAGGACAAGGCCAUUUAAAUCAGAACUCGUCUCCCACUCUUAUGUUUCCUUGGAUGAGACCCCACGGUUAGAAUUAUUUUGUGUUCUUUUUUUCCUUAGCUAUAAAUGUGUGUAUUUAUGUGUGUGUGUGUGUGUGUGUGUGUGUGUGUGUGUGUGUGUGUGUGUGUGUGUGUGUGUGUGUGUAACCUACGUGCCUAAAAGCAAAAUAUGUAAUAAGGAAUGGAGGAUGUAUCUAUUUAUUUAUUACAUUUUUGUGCAACAAAUAUACAUUUCACCCAAAGUUAAUGGAUUAGGCCUAUCUAUAGCUCUCCCAAGUAUACACAACAUUAGUACUGUAAUCUCAUAAGGUAUAACAUAAACAUAUAACCUUCUUACAAACAACCGAGUUCUCAUGUAAUAAUCCCCAAAUAAUUAAAAACCAAUGCUGGCCAACUUGAGGGAGGUUUUGGUGAUAAAGAUUUUGUUUUGCUGGAGAAAAUCUGAAAUGACCAAAAAAAAAAGACAUCCAGUUUAAACAAUGGUUAUUUGAAGUACCUGAAGUACAACUAAGUACAUCCUAAAUAAAACAGAAACCUUCUAACCAGAAUGCCCAACAAUUUUAUGGCCAAUAUGACCAAAUUAUUAAAGUAACAAUAAACGUCUUUUAAAACAAAUAUUAGGUACUUUGUAAUGCUUCUAACAUUACUAUUCUACGUGAUAUUCAUCCCGUUCACAUUUCCUUACCCUAAACCAAGCUAAUGGGCUAGUGGGAGUUAUAGAGUUUAGAAUGAAACCUUAUGGACUAUAUCGUUUAGAUUGUUUUAAUGUGAUCUUAGAUAAAUGUUUUAGGCCUAAAUAUACUUCCCUCCACAAUCUGCAGAAGAACGUGUAUCCAUUGUGUGUGUGAGGUGUGUGUGUGUGUGUGUGUGUGCGUGAGUGCGCGCGCGUGUGUGUGUGUGUGCACGCAGUUACCUGUUACAUCAUUGAAAAAGUAAAUGUUAGGUUGUACUUUCUAGCUCAUGCAAAUUUCAAUGGAAAGUAGCUCAAAGCUUAACGGAUUCCAAAUACAAACCAUCAUAGCUAUUAUUGUAUGCCCCUUUAUCUUACUGCACGAAGAGUAUCUCAUUUAUUCUACAAAGUAAUCGCCCUAUUUCUAGGCAUAGUAAGAAUAUGUUAAAACAAAUAUAUAAGACAUAAGCUAACCUUAUUUACUAUUUCAUUUAAGCACCAGGGAGGCGAAAUGGAAGGCAAACCUACAGUCGCUACCAAACUCUGGAACUGGAGAAGGAGUUUCUCUUCAACCCUUACCUUACACGCAAGCGGCGGAUCGAGGUGUCCCAUGCCCUGAGUCUCACCGAGAGGCAGGUCAAGAUAUGGUUUCAAAACCGGCGAAUGAAGUGGAAAAAAGAAAACAACAAAGACAAGUUUCCGGGUCAAAGAGGGGAGGCGGAUGCUGAUGCCGAGGCUGAGGCGGAUGCUGAUGCCGAGGCUGAGGUGGAGGAGGAGGGCAACGAGGACGGUGACGGGGAAGAGGGGGAAGAGAAAGAAGCGGAAGAGAAAGAGAAAGAGUAG